AAUUCGCUUGACAUAUUCUGUGUGCUGUUGUUUCCUACGCGACAUCAACGGAAUGUUAUUUCUUAUAUUUAGCUUCACGUAAAUAUUCGUUAGAAAAUAGAAACGAUGAAAAAUUUAACGUGGUUAUUGUUGUUGGUGGUUUAUAUUAACUUAUGCUAUUGUUUUCGAAGGAAAGAUUAUAAGCUAGGUGUGGUAGUACAUCAAACACCAUCAGAUGCUGAAUUGCCGCUAAAUGACACUAUUAUUAAGACAAAUCUCAUAGAGAAAAAUUCAAUUUCAUUAACCAGUAAUAUCCAAACUAUUUCCAAGAUAGAUAUUUUCGAAACUUCUAAAAUUGUUUGUAAUUUGAUAAGCGAUGGAGUUGUAGCUGUAUUUGGUCCACCUAAUCGUAUAACCACACCUGUAGUGGAAUCAACUUGUAAAAGCCUCAGUAUCCCUUACAUCGUUACUUCAUGGAGAAAAACUAAUACUGAAGAAUCGAAUGUUUUUUUGAAUUUCCACCCAGAUGCAGAUAGACUAGCUAAGGGUAUUGCAGAAAUUAUAAGAAGUUUGGAAUGGGUAGGUUUUAUUAUUUUAUAUGAGGACGAAGAAGGUUUAGUUAAUUUGCAAGAAGUUAUAAAACUUCAAAGCGUUGAAAAAACAGAUAAUCAAGAUUUUAUUCGUAUAGAACACCUCGUUGGUGGGCCAGACUAUAGACAUAUAUUCAAAAAAUUUCAAAAUAGCACGGAAAAUAAUAUCAUUUUGGAUUGCAAGACCGAAAAUAUUUUGCCCAUAUUAAAACAAGCCGCGCAAUUGGAUAUGGUAGAUAUACGAUAUAACUAUUUUCUCACAUCUUUGGAUGCCCACACGGUGGAUUAUUCUUCUUUGAAUCUAACGGCAAACCUAACAACAAUCAGAAUUUUUGACAACAAUUCUGAAAAUUUAAAGUAUACUUUACAAAAAUGGAGCAACACCGCUUUUGAAUUUUAUCGUAACGCCGUCGAUAUACGUCCUGAUACUAUAUCAACAGAAACAGUACUCUUACACGAUGCCCUAUUAUAUUUAUCGACCGCUCUGAAGGAUAUGCCGAAUAUUUCACAAGACAAAGUCAACUGCUUCGGGUUGGGAGAAUUUAUUGAUGGACCUGCUAUAAUAAACGCUACGAAAUAUGUAGAAGGACUGUCGCCUGUAACUGGACCAAUAAAGUUUGAUGAUUAUGGUAAUAGAAUCGAUUUUAACAUUUAUGUGUACACUCAUUUGGAUAAUCAGGCGAUAGCUACUUACCAAGCACAAAACGAAAUGUUGCAACUGACAAGAACAUCCGAAGAAACUAAUUUGGCUUCUAUUUCAAAUUUGAAAAGGAUUAAAGUGAUAGUUUCGACAAGAAUCGGUGAACCUUAUUUAAUGUACGCCGAAUCCCCGGAUGGUACACCGUUGCAGGGUAACGACAGAUACGAAGGUCUAACGAAAGAUUUGAUGGAUGAAAUAGCAAACAUUUUGGAAUUUCAAUAUGAAAUUUACUUAACAGAAGGUAAUAUUUAUGGCAAAUUUAUUGAAUCAGAAAAACGGUGGACAGGUUUGAUAGGAGAUCUUCUUGAAGGAAGGGCGCAUCUUGCACUUUGUGAUUUAACAAUUAAUCAACAAAGACGAUCAUACGUAGAUUUUAGUAUGCCUUUUAUGACUUUGGGUAUCGCCAUUAUGCAUAAAUUGCCAGCUAAAGAAGAAGCCAAUCCAUUUGCUUUCUUAGAUCCUUUCUCUACAGCAGUUUGGAUUUAUUCAGCUACAUUAUAUUUAGUCGUAUCUAUUGUACUCUAUUUCAUUGCAAGAAUGACUCCAGGAGAUUGGGAAAAUCCUCAUCCGUGCGAUGAGAAUCCUACGGUACUAGAGAAUAUCUGGGGCUUGAAAAACUGUCACUGGGCAACACUAGGUACUAUAAUGAACCAAGGAUGCGAUAUUUUACCAAAGGGAAUUUCUUCGAGAUUGGCACUCUCGAUGUGGUGGUUUUUUGCUCUUAUUAUAACUAACUCUUAUAUAGCUAAUUUGACGGCAUUUCUAACUAAAGCUAAUUUGGAACCUCCUAUCAAAAAUGUGGAAGAUUUAGCUAAACAGAACAAAAUAAAAUAUGGACUUUUAGAAGGAGGUGCGACUGAACAAUUUUUCAAGGAAUCUAAUCUAUCUCUCUAUCAGAAGAUGUAUGUGGAUAUGAAAGCCCAGAGACCCAGUGUAUUCGAAAGAGAUAAUUUAGAUGGUGUUCAACGUGUACAAAAUACUAAAAAUGAAUUGUACGCUUUUUUAAUGGAAUCUACCGGUAUAGAAUAUCACGUUCAAACCAAAUGCGAUUUGAAACAAGUUGGAUCGUGGUUAGAUUCGAAAGGUUUUGGUAUAGCUAUGCCUAUGAAUGCCAAUUAUAGAGGAGCUAUUGAUAAGGCUAUCUUACAACUACAAGAAGCUGGUAAACUUUCUUAUUUAAAAGAGAAGUGGUGGAAGUUAAAAAGAAAAGAGCCGUUAUGUGAAAACAUUAGAUCUCAAAAUAAAGACGAUAAUGGCGAUUUAGAUUUGGCAAGAACAAGCGGUAUCUUUUUAGUAUUGACUGUUGGAGUGGCCAUUGCUAUAGCUCUAGGUUUGACGGAAUUUUUAUGGAAUGUGAGAAAUAUAUCAGUAGAAGAACAUAUAUCUUUUUGGGAUGCUUUGAAAAUAGAAGUAAAAUUUGCUGCUAAUAUUUGGAUAACGAAGAAAAAAAUUAAGCCGGUGGUGUCUGAAUCAACUUCAUCAGAAAGCAAGAGCGAAAAAGAUAAUAAAAGCAUGAUUCACAGUUUCUUACAAACGGCUAGUUCUUUCAUAAAUUUGCAGCAAAGUUCUUAGUUCAAAAAUUUACUUUGAGAAAUUACACUUGAUUACAAUACAUAUUACCGAUGUUAUCGACACUUAUAUAUGGAUUCAUUUGAGCGUACCUCGUAUAUACAAUAUACUGUUAUUUUAUAUUGAAAUGAUUGUGUUAUUGUAGUAUUUAGAUUUUUGUUAGAAAUAAUUUAUCUAAAUAUUUUAAAACUGUGUCAUUACAGGAUUGUAUGUGCUACUAAUAUUAAGUAAUUUUAAAAACAGAUAUAGAGAAAUAAAAGUUAAUUAAUAAUUAUAAAUUCACUGA
Molecule: messenger RNA, 3124 nt
Organism: Diorhabda sublineata
Lineage: Eukaryota; Metazoa; Arthropoda; Insecta; Coleoptera; Chrysomelidae
Product: glutamate receptor ionotropic, kainate 2-like
Exons: 16
Coding region: 106-2841 (911 amino acids)
Biological process (GO): modulation of chemical synaptic transmission; monoatomic ion transport; synaptic transmission, glutamatergic
Cellular component (GO): postsynaptic membrane; plasma membrane
Molecular function (GO): glutamate-gated receptor activity; transmitter-gated monoatomic ion channel activity involved in regulation of postsynaptic membrane potential
Source: RefSeq, a predicted model, not a curated record